CAAACUGGGGAUUAGCCAAGUGAGCUCUCCGGGAGAACUCCUGACUGUGCCGGGCUCUGUCGAGUGGGCCACCUCCUUGUGUUUGGGACACAUGAUCUUUUGAUCCCUAUGCUGAGGCUGUACUUUCUUAUCAGUUUGCUGUGCUUGGUGAAAUCAGAUACAGAUGAAACAUGCCCAUCCUUCACCAGACUGAGCUUCCACAGUGCCGUGGUUGGCACAGGGCUAAAUGUGAGACUGAUGCUCUACACACAGAGAAACCAAACCUGUGCACAACUCAUCAACUCCACAGCUCUGGGGAACUUAAAUGUGACCAAGAAAACCACCUUUGUUAUCCACGGCUUCCGGCCGACAGGCUCCCCUCCAGUGUGGAUGGAGGAGUUGGUGCAGAGUUUGCUCAAUGUACAGGAGAUGAACGUAGUGGUUGUUGACUGGAAUCGAGGAGCGACGACCGUGAUAUACACCCAUGCCUCUGGCAAGACCAAAAAAGUGGCUCUUAUUUUGAAGGAAUUUAUCGAUCAGAUGUUGGCCAAAGGAGCAUCUCUGGACGACAUUUAUAUGAUUGGAGUGAGUCUAGGAGCACACAUAGCUGGAUUUGUUGGAGAAAUGUAUGCUGGGAAGCUAGGGAGAAUCACAGGUCUUGACCCUGCGGGCCCUUUGUUUAACGGGAAACCACCUGAGGACAGAUUAGAUCCCAGCGAUGCACAGUUCGUCGACGUCAUCCACUCAGACACUGACGCGCUGGGCUACAAGGAACCACUAGGAAACAUAGACUUCUACCCGAAUGGAGGACUGGAUCAACCGGGUUGUCCAAAGACAAUAUUUGGAGGCAUGAAGUACUUCAAGUGUGACCACCAGAUGUCUGUGUUCCUGUACAUUGCAUCCCUGCAAAAUAAGUGUUCCAUCAGCGCCUACCCGUGCGACUCCUAUCGGGAUUAUAGGGACGGCAAGUGUGUCAGCUGUGGCAUUGGACACAUGGUGUCCUGUCCCCUCCUGGGCUACUAUGCUGACAACUGGAAAGACUACUUACUGGACAAAGAUCCUCCGAUGAUGAAGGCAUUCUUCGACACAGCUGAGAAAAAACCAUUCUGCAUGUAUCAUUAUUUUGUGGACAUUGUAUCUUGGAACAAGAAUGUAAGAAGAGGGUUCAUUACAAUCAAACUGAGAGGCGAAGAUGGACAUAUCACAGAAUCCAGAAUUGAUCAUGAACCAUCAACAUUUCAGAAAUACCAUCAAGUGAGCCUACUCGCAAGAUUUAAUCAAGAUCUGGAUAAAGUGGCAGAAAUUUCCUUGUUGUUUUCCACAAAGUCUGUAGUCGGUCCAAAGUACCAGCUCAGGGUCCUGCGAAUGAAGCUGAGGUCCCUGGCCCAUCCAGACAGGCCUCACUUGUGUCGGUAUGAUCUUGUCCUUAAGGAAAAUGUUGAGACAAUCUUCCAACCUAUUCUGUGUGCAAAGUAGCGGUGUAGUUCCUGUCAGGACACAUGGACAGCGGUGACACCAGGAUCUCUACGGCUACAAGCUCUUGAUACCUCCACCCUACUUCAUUCAGAAGGCUCCAAAAGCAUAGAAAAAAAAAAAAAAAAACCCUAAGGUUAUUUUCUGCAGUAUCCCACAGAUGUCAUAUCAAGAAAUGUCAAAUGACCUGUGGUUAUGAAACAGACCUGGGAGGGAGCCCCUAAGUAGGGCAAGACAGAAAUAGCUGGGCUCCCAACAGCCUAUCCUGGGGCCUCGAGUGUUCCGAACUGUCAGCUCUGCUGCCUGUCAUAUCACACCCUCAGGACCGUGGGUCAGGCAUCUCGGGAUUGAAGUGAAGGCUAUAGGCCUCAAUGGAUUUCUGUGUCCCUUGUGCCUAAUCCUCAACAUCUGGCAUGAAGACAAGGACAAAUCAGACUACCUCAUGGGAAAUGUGGGUUGUGAAGGCCAGUCUGGGAAGAGUUUGCGAAAUCCCUUGAGUCCACAAUGUGAAUGUGCUUUAUUUUGAUAUGGCUUCUCUCAUGUAUAGACACACAACCUCUCCUUUUCAAUACCAGUUUCUCUCCUGGACUAUUGGCUUGGGGUGGCAAGAUGGCUCUGGCUUCCAGCCAUUUCUGAAGUGAUGCUGAUGGCAAGAGGCUGGAAUGGGCCCUGAACCCUGAGGUCUGUACUGAGACCAGGCACUGAGUGGAAGGAAAAAAGGAGAAGAAACAGGAACAUCAUCACUCAUGGACCAUUCAGAGCCAGAGGCUGGAGAAAACUGGGCUUGCUUUUACUGAUGUUGCAAAAAUGUCAAUUACAGCACAGGUUUUCUGCCCUAGGAUUAAACACACUAGGUGCAGUGGGCCCUGAUCUCAGCUCCAGACAUUAUUUAAAGCCGUCCUUAAGAAUGGUUUCUUCCUUGUUGUUGGUUAAUCCAUAACUAUGCUAGGAAAUUCUUUAAGAUGCAGAGAUGCAAAGUAGAAAUAAAUGGUGCAUAACCCA
Phodopus roborovskii (desert hamster) is the source of this 2454-nucleotide messenger RNA. RefSeq names its product lipase H (gene Liph). The coding region runs from base 109 to 1455 and encodes 448 amino acids. Gene Ontology annotation, biological process: lipid metabolic process. Gene Ontology annotation, molecular function: lipase activity; carboxylic ester hydrolase activity. The record is from RefSeq and is a predicted model, not a curated record. The transcript has 10 exons. NCBI's taxonomy places the organism in Eukaryota, Metazoa, Chordata, Mammalia, Rodentia, Cricetidae.